GGCGGCGGCGGCGGCGAAUCCUCGUCCGGCUGGCCGGGUGUGCGAGCACUAGUGGGAGCUGGAGAGGGCGAGAGAGGGGAGAAAGCCCCAAACCACCCCGAGCCCGAGCAGAGCGGCUGCGAGCCGGGCGGGAAGGGGCUGUGCGCGGGAGGCAGGCGGGGGGCGAGCGCGGCGGAGCGCCGGGAGCGGCGGCAGCCCCGGCAGAAGAGGAGCAGCCCCGCGGAGCCUUCGCGGACGGUGAGGAUGGUGGUCGUCAACAUAUGCUGGGGCCAGCUGACUAACUGACUAACAAAAUUGGGUGGAGUUCAUUUCUUUUGUUCCUGAGAGCUGAAUAGGAGAAAGGGACAUUUCAGCUUUUCUUGAUAAAGAUUAUAUCAUCUUACUUAAACUGUGAGACACGAAUACUUCUUGAAAGUUAAGAAUUCUACAGCUCUAAGACAGCGCCUGCACCUGUGGAAAAGGGCUUUAACCCUACACUGCACUCUCAGCGCAGGUUUGGAGUGAUAUCACGCAAGCUUGUCCACCUCCUCUGUACUGCUGUUUGUCACUGAGCAAAACAUCAACUACCAGCCAGUUUUCUAGACAACAUGCCCUUGCGAAGUUCUGCCAAGCUGAGCAUGGAGACCAGAAAAGAUGGUGAGAGUACAGCCUCUGCUCCUCCCCAGAAGAAGCUGUUCUGCCAGUGCCACCACCACUGCCCUGAGGACUCGGUCAACAGCACCUGCAGCACCGAUGGCUACUGCUUCACCAUAAUUGAAGAAGAUGAGUCCGGUGGACAUUUAGUCACCAAAGGAUGUCUUGGAUUAGAGGGCUCAGACUUCCAGUGUCGGGACACUCCUAUUCCACACCAAAGAAGAUCUAUUGAAUGUUGCACAGGCCAAGAUUACUGCAACAGACACCUUCACCCUACGCUGCCACCAGUGAAGAAUCGAGACUUUGCUGAAGGAAACAUUCACCACAAGGCCCUGCUGAUCUCAGUGACUGUUUGCAGCAUCCUUCUGGUGCUUAUCAUCAUAUUCUGCUACUUCAGAUACAAACGCCAAGACACGAGGCCCCACUACAGCAUCGGGCUGGAGCAGGAUGAGACCUACAUUCCCGCUGGAGAGACCCUGAAGGAUUUGAUCGAGCAGUCCCAGAGCUCAGGGAGCGGUUCUGGGCUCCCUCUCCUGGUUCAGAGGACCAUCGCAAAACAGAUUCAAAUGGUGAAGCAGAUUGGAAAAGGUCGCUAUGGAGAAGUCUGGAUGGGAAAGUGGCGUGGCGAAAAGGUAGCAGUGAAAGUGUUUUUUACUACAGAGGAGGCCAGCUGGUUCAGAGAAACAGAAAUCUACCAGACUGUCCUGAUGAGACAUGAAAAUAUUCUUGGAUUCAUUGCUGCAGAUAUUAAAGGUACAGGAUCUUGGACCCAGCUGUAUCUUAUCACUGACUACCAUGAGAAUGGCUCACUUUAUGAUUAUCUAAAAUCUACUACCUUGGACACAAAAGCCAUGCUGAAACUGGCUUACUCCUCUGUCAGUGGCUUGUGCCACCUGCACACUGAAAUCUUCAGUACUCAGGGCAAACCUGCUAUUGCCCACCGUGACCUAAAGAGUAAGAAUAUCCUGGUGAAAAAGAACGGCACCUGCUGUAUAGCAGAUUUGGGCUUGGCUGUUAAAUUUAUCAGUGAUACAAAUGAGGUAGACAUCCCUCCAAAUACCCGUGUAGGAACAAAACGUUAUAUGCCUCCUGAGGUGCUGGAUGAAAGCUUGAAUAGAAAGCACUUUCAGUCCUACAUCAUGGCUGAUAUGUACAGUUUCGGACUCAUCCUUUGGGAGAUAGCAAGGAGAUGUGUUUCAGGAGGAAUAGUUGAGGAAUACCAGCUUCCAUACCAUGACCUCGUGCCCAGCGACCCCUCCUAUGAGGACAUGAGGGAGAUCGUGUGCAUCAAGAGACUACGCCCCUCAUUUCCCAACAGAUGGAGCAGUGAUGAGUGCCUACGGCAGAUGGGGAAGCUGAUGAUGGAGUGCUGGGCUCACAGCCCUAGCUCCCGGCUCACAGCUCUGCGUGUCAAGAAAACACUUGCCAAAAUGUCAGAGUCCCAGGACAUUAAACUCUGACUCUGCCAGAGCGAAGGCCCCUGAAAGUGGACUUUGUUGUGCAAGCAGAAGUCCUGAAGAUGUAUCACAAGUCUUUGCUUAGUACCUUGAAUGGAGGACUCAUGCUUAAGAGCAGCUGUGAGUUUUUGAGGAGACUAAUCCAUUGCAAAAAUCACCCAAACUUUGACAUGCAAGAUUGAAGAGGCUUUUCUGCCCUUGUUUACAUGGGGAAAUACAGUUUUAGUAACUGGUUUAAGAUUAUGCAUGUUGCUUUCCAUGAAAGCCACUUAUUAUUUUAUUAUUAUUAUUGUUAUUAUUAUUAUUUUGAUUGUUUAAAAAGACACUGCUUUAAAUUUUAUGAAAAUAAGACUUUUGGGUUAGAAGUAAAAAAUACGUAUAUUGUUACAUUUGUUACAUUUAAAAAAUGGAGGAAACUGCUGAAAAUGAAAGCAAACCAACUUUUUUGUUUCCAAAAAGACUAUUGCACUCCAGCAUUUAAAAACAAAAAGGUGAGUGGGUCUGUGUAGCUCAGAGGAGCUGUAAUGCAGCCUGUCUUAAAAGCCACCUAUUUGUGGGGAUAAUGUUCCAAACACUGCAUGUGCAAGUGAUUCUCACAGUACAGAGAUGGAGCCGAUUACAUCCCUGCCAUCCCUGUUGGUGUGGGUGGCCUGAUUCCUGUGGGUAGCCCAUCCCAGGGAAGGUCAUGCUUUGUUUAAUGUAGUUGGGAGCUGUAUGAAUAUGGUUUGGUGUGACUUGUUUAAAAAACAUUUUCAUGUUUCCAGGAAACCUGAUGGGGAUAUUACCGCAAUCAUAAACAAGUGCCCUUGUUCUUGGCUUUUUUUCCCUUCCUUUUCCCCCACUGCAAAAUAAAGUAUUUUGUGUGCAAGUGGAAAUGAAGUACAUGUUUGAAUCUGUUGGGUAAUUUGGAACUGCUAGCACCCAUAAACAACCACUGUUUAAGAGGAAAUUCCUUGUGCGUGGGAAUUACUAACUCACUUCUUCCUUUGUGUAAAGGUGAGGGGUCCAUCUACAACCACAGCUGAGGAAAAAAGAAAAAAAAAAAAAAGUUCACUUUUUUUAAGGGAAAGUGAAAAACCUCAAAAGUGCCCAUUUCUAGGGUGGCAAUCAUAUUUCCUUGAGUGUGAGAAGACCGGGUGCCUUGAGGCCGUAGUAAGAAGUGACAGGGAGGGAGAGUGGGACACAUGAGGUAGGUGAUGAGAGCUGGGAGCCAUGGGCAGCAGUGGGUACCUGCCUCCAGCACUUCUGCUGUAGUGAGAGACACCACAAACCAAACAACUGGCUCAAGCUUUAUCUGCAUUACUAUUUUGGGUGGCCUUCCCGCAGCCUCCACACCUCUGGCAGCCACUGCACAGCAGUGCCAGGCUCAGCUGCCGGGCUGGGGCUGUGUAGCAUUGUGGUUCCCAGCAAGAGGAGCUGUCAGGUGAGGAAAGCAAUGAGAAAUGUAUUUUGUGUCUUUCUCAGUUCUUCCUUCCUGAGGCUGCAGCAGUUGUAGCAAUGCUAAUGCUACAGAAGGGGAAAUGAGAGGUGAAAUAUACUUUGGGAAGUGUUUUCUUUGGACAGGUUCUGUUCUUCGUCAGAUUACCAAAGCUGAGCUGCAUGGGAGUUACUAGUUUACGCUUUUUUACUCGUUUUUUAAAUUUUUUCUGCCUGCCUAUAUUUUACUAGCUGGUGUUCAGCUUAAUUUUGAAAUAAGUCCUUACAAAUGCUGCUUUGAUUAUGCUAAGCCUAUUUCAGAACUGAAAUAAUUGCCAUGCAGGAUUUAGCCUCAGCACUUCUGUAAUUUUUUUUCCUCUUUUUGGACAAAACAGAUUUGUGGUAGGUAGGUGUAUAAUUGGGGUUUAGCUUAAACAGCUCCCAGAAGGUAUUUCUAGCUGGAAAAAUUACCAUGCUAUACUUUCAAGCUAACAGAGAAAAAUGUGCAUUUCACGAGAACCAGCAAGAACUUCAUGAUGACAGGUGUUAAAAAGCUUAAUCAGAAGUUUUUUGUACGAGUGCUUUUUCUACAGUGCAGUUGCCCUGCCUGUACCCAAAUUCAUCAAGCAAUACAAAAAGAAAAUCUCCAAGAGUUAUUAAUACACCAGAUCCUGACCCCAGGAGGGGUGACAAUGGUUUCCCCAUCCUUAAAUGUUUGUGAGGCUGAGAGCGGAGUUUGCUCCUCUCCUUGGCCACCCUGGCUUUGAGAUUUGGGACCAAAAUGGGGACAGCUCAGUGUCUUCACUUUUUUUGUCUUAGUGAAUGGAGCCAUGGGUUUCUAGUCUCAUUUCUUCCCAUAAAAACCAGCACACCCUGUGGAACUGAGAUUUCUUGGCUCCAAAGAAGCAGCUGAGACUUCCAUGUCCCAAGUUGCACAGCAGGAAUGCUUCUUUCCUGUCUGUUUAGGUGAGUUUCACCUCUACCCUCUUCAAAUAGCUGGGUUUUUUGGUUUCUUGGGUUUUUUUAAUUAGGGCUCUCUCCCCAGGAGUGUUUUGGAGAGUGCUUUGCUGGCUGGCAAUGAAUGCCCCUGGCACCUGCCAUCAGCGUGUUGGAAGAGAAAGGGCCAGUCACUGGAUUCCUUCCAUCUUACCUUUUUUUCAGUCCAGAAGAAAAGAGUCUGAGAUACUGGUUGAUAGAUCACAUGAAGUGUGUAUGUUAAAUGUUCAAGUUUAUGUGGUUAUAUAUACAUAUAUAUAUGUGUGUGUAUAUAUAUAUGUGUGUGUGUGUAUAUAUAUAUAUAUUCAGUUGUGAGUCUGGAAUAGCUCCAGUAUGUGGAUUAAGAGUAAGGUAUUGUGGAUGAAAAAGCACCAAAUAAAACAUAAUAUUUAUUUGUAAAAAUGCAUAAAUGACAAAUCACUACAAUGGUGCUGUAUAGGAAAAUAGAUAUCUAUCUGCCUGUAUAUAUAUGAGGAGACACGCACUGAGAAAGCAAACAGUCUGUGAAUGUGUAACUAGUGCCUGUUUUCUCUCAAGACCAGAUUUUGCCCUCAAAUCUCCCAUCCACUGUAAUCUAUCAUGAAGGGCUAUUCCUAAGGCCAAACAAGAGCCUAAGGCGGGUGUGGAGAGCUGUUGUUCCAGCACUGUGACAUUUCAGUUAGUGCCUGUAUGGGUGAAUUUCUGUAACACUCAGCAUGUCAUUAUUAAGGUUUCAGCACCUGCAGUGAUGACAGGUUAGUAUGUUUAUUUUGCCAGGUCUGGCCUUUUAAUGUCACUUCCAUAUUUUUGGUAGUUUCAGAGGGCACAUUGACGAGGGCUUGGAAGUCAGUGGUAAAGAUUAUUGUGGCUUUGGUGCCCAUGGAUCUAGAAAUCCACUUCUCAAGCAGAAAUCGUUCAAGGAAGUGUAGUUUAGUUUCUUACUGGCAUAGGUAAGUGGGAGAAAAAAAAAGAUAUCAUCUAGCAACUGCUAUCCUUUCUCUAGCACGAAGUUAUUUCUAUUAAAGAAAAGGUUGUCAGUGUAGAGAUUAAGAUGUCAUAAAGGUAAAAGAAAUGUAAAAAAAAAGCCCUCAUAAAAUCAGGCCUGCUUUGAUAAACUGCCAUAGUUAGCCUGUGACUUCUAAUUUAAAAGUUCCCAUGUGAAAACUAUGUAUGAGAACUCGUUAGCGUAACAGCCUGUUCCUGGAUUGAAAAACAAAUGCAACUGCAACAAAAAAGGGUUUGUCCCAUGAAAAUCAGUAAAGGAAAUCUGUAACAAUCCAAGAAUACUGGAUAGACAAGGAGAGCAGUUUUUUUACUAAGCAAUAGUGUAAUUGGCAAGAAAGCUAUUAACCAAUUAAAGCUGCACACUUUCACACUGAGGUCUGUGAAAACUGUGUAAAAUGAGUUAUGAGAAUAAAGAAUUGGCUUUUCCUGCAUAAAAAUAAUGGAGUGUGGACUAACUUACUACAGUAUCUGAUGACCCGAUGCGAUCGCGGGAUGCGCCGGCUGAGCCGGGCCGGGACUCGAGAGCAGGAAUACACAGAGCCGCGAACGAGCAGCCCGCGGGGAAACGAAGUUCGAGAGGCGAAAGCACAAAGCAGCGAAAGGCCGCGGCUGCAGGCGGCUGCGGGACGGCCCAAAGUGCACAGAGACAAGAGGCGGGCGGGGGAGCGGGACCGGGCGGGAGCGCACGGCGCCGCGGAACGCACAGACACAGAGACACGAGCACAGAAACAAAGACAAACAAAACGAGACACAAACAGAGAAACAAGCACAGAAACAGACACAGCUCCCGGGAAAGCGCCGCCCGGGAGGGGGGUUGAACAUGGACCGGAAAAUGCAUUGCGGCCACUGAGACGGGGGAGACAGCGGCCAGAAAGAGCCGUGGAAAAUGCGCUGUGGGAGAUCCGCGCCGAAAAGUGCGCACGUAGGCCGUGGGGUGAUGUCCAGACUGCGAGUUUAGAAAACGGCGUAAAAUACGGGGGAUUGUAGAUCACGAAUUUCAGCUGACGAAAAAGCGAUCAUACGUGUGUGGGCACUUAUAUUGCAAAAUUGGGCCAAAACGGGAUAAAACAGGAUAAAAGCAAAUGUGAACUUUAUUUCUACGGCGUAGGAAACAACGUGAGAGCAGAUGGACAAAAUGCCUUUUCUAUCGAAAGCUGGGACGAGUUGGGGCAGCUUUUGUGGACAGCGGCCAUAGGGAAGCCGUAGUAGCCACAAAAUCGUUACCUACGUGGCAUUUUAUUAGAAAUUCUUUUAAAAAACUACAAUCUGCUGAAGGGACCGCAGCUGCUGCGGCAUUCGCCCCCCGCGGGCUCCACAGACCUCUCGGUCAGUGCCGCCUGUGUCUCCAGGUCCGUUUCUGUUCCCUCUACCCACGAACGAUGGAAAAGCUACCUUUUAAUUCUGUUUUUAUGUUGAAAAGACUAUUAAAAAGUGCUACAGCCACUUGGAAGGCGCUCCCCAGCCCGGCCGUGUGCAGGCGCCCGGAAGCGGAACCGUGCGCGCCCCUCGCCCCGCGGUUCCGGCGGGACGCGGCUCUGCCCCGCCGGCGCGGGGGGGCCGCUCCCGCUCCCCGGGGCCGCGGCGGCUCCGCUCGGGGAGGUUUUAUCCUCCAGGAGCCCCCGAGGCACCGCUCGGUUCGCAGCCCCACAGGGAACGCGCCAGCUCUGCAGAAGGCAGGAACCGGAGCACAUUUCCUGCUCACAGCUCCUCCCCAGAGCUGAGGGCUCCAAUGCCGUUCCCUCAUUCCCUCCCGGGCUCUGCGCGGGAUUUCCAAAGCCCCGCGGCUCUGCCGGGCCGGGAGCCGGGAGCCACAAGCGCUGUGUGCCUUUUGAACCUUUUCUGUAUUUGUUUCGGUGUUUCCCCCGUUGCUACACGCGGCCUUUAGAGGUUUUUGUGUCGCUUUCCUCCCGCGGUGUCUGGGCCGGGGGAUGCGGCAGCCCCGGGGCUGUGAGGGCUCUGCGCUCCCGCCGCCCCCGCUGCCCGGGCAGUGCCGAGCUCAGAUCAGUCUCUGCGGCUGGAGCUCAGCACGGCGGCCUUUGCUGCUUCCUUGCCCCGCAGCAGCUGCGAGGUGGCAGCGCCGGAGUUCUCCUUCUCUUUCCCCUCCCUCAUCUCCUUUUUCCUGCGGGCAGCACAGCCCCCGCUGCAGCGCGGAGCGGGUUCUGACUGCCGCUGUUUAAUGAAACUUUACGCGUUGUGUUUGUGUGCCUUGAAAACCUGUUGAUAUAGGGGUUUUUAAAGUUUAUUUUGUUUUCUGACUGAAUUCUAAUUAUUUACAGUUUUAUGGUUGCUGGAGAGAUACAGAGCCGUAAAUUCGGUGUCUCAUUACUUAUCAAAGAUUUCAACACAGUCUGAUAUCUUUAACAAGAAUGAUAACAAAUUUGCCAGAUGAAAUUGCACAAAAUACAAUCGCGAUAAGCUACUGAGCUGUUCACCAGAAACAAGUUACUAAAAACAAAAACAAAAAACAAACAAACAAACAAACAAACAAAAAGCCGUUUGCUAUCCUUUUCCUAGCACAAAGUUAUCUCUAUUAAAGAAAAGGUUGUCAAUGUAGAGACUAAGAUGUCAUGACAGGUAAAAGAAUUAUAAAAUAAAGCCUCAUAAAAUCAGGCCUACUCUGCUAAAUUGCAAAAGUUAGCCUGUGACUUCUAAGUAAUUUGCAAGUUCCUAUGCAAAAACUAUGUAGGUAUGAGAACUCGUUAGCAUAACAGCCUAUUCCUGGGUUGAAAAACAAAUGCACUUGCAAUAACAAAGGAUUUGUUUCAUGAGAAUCAGUAAAAAAAAUAUGUAAACAAUCCAAGAGCACAGAGAUUGGAUAGACAAGUAGAACACUUUUUACUGAGCAAUAGAGUAAUUGGCAAGAAUGCUAUUAAGCAAUUAAAGUUACACACAAGGUCUGUAAAAAGUGUAUAAAAUGAGUUGUGAGAAAAAGAAUUGGCUUUUCCUGUAUAAAAACAGUGGGUCUUGGCUAACUUACUACGAUACUAAGAAACAAAUUUGUGUUCUUUUUUGAGAACCAGUGCCUUAUUAAAUCCGUAAAUACUGUAAUUAGAAAACCUGGGGAACAAACUGCAUUAUGUUGUAUUUGUUCAAAUUAUAUAUGGUUGUUCUAACAUUCACCACCCCACCCCCCCAAUAAAAAUUGUUUCCAUCUCCCCAUGACAGAGACUGCUAUUUCCUUUUCAUGUGCUUGAAAAGCACCAUCUUUUUGUUUAAUUUCCCUGGUUAGAUUAUUUUGACUGUGCCUCAUUUUGUUUAUUUUGUUUUUACAAGAUUUUUUCCUCUGAGCAAACAAGUAAACAGCAAAAUGUUGCAUAUGUUUCCACUGGCAUAAAAAAGCAUCAUUCUUUUCACAAGUCAGUGAAGAGAAAAAUAGUAAUUAAAAUAGUGUUAUCACUAAUAGAGCAGUUGCUCAUGUUUUGUGGCUGAUUAUGUAAAUCUGUAGGAACUUCGCAUUAGCAUAGUAUUUUUUAGAACCCCCCCUUCAUUCUGCCACAUCUUUAUGAAUAUUUUUGACUACUAUUUUGAAUAGCACAAGAGGAACAGGAGUGAUCUCUGCAAAGUCUAAACCUAGAAUUCCCAGCCCCAUGCAUUAGGUGAAAAAGUUUCAGCCUACAUACCCAGCAUCAGCUGAAAAUGUCAUUGCUUAACGCUGAGACAUGGGGGAUGUACCUCUGUAUUUACUGAGGUAUCUCUGUGAAUUUCUACUUAAAGCUCAUUAUUCUCAUUCUGCAGUGCUGUGUUGCAGAUGCAGCUCGGUCUUUCCUAAUUUUUAAUUGCCUUGCUGGUUAUUUUCAGGAAAGUGUGUCAAUAAUAGCGAUUUUCCCUUGAGCUCCGCAGCCCCUGCAGCUCUCCUGCGUUGCCCCAGGCCGUCUGUGUUCAGUGGCAUUGCAGUUAUUCUCCAGCAGCAUUUCUACAGCCCCUCGACCUGGCCACAUCGACAUGACAAAACCCUGUGCUUGCUGCACAUUACCCCUGGCAUGCCACUGAAUCCCACAGUUCUUAUGUGCAGAAACAUCUCUUUUGAGGAGAUUUUUUUUUCUUUUUUUCUUUUUUUUUUUUUUUAAUAAGCCAAAUAAAACACUCCACUUCUUAGCUUCCAGGAACUGAACAAUUGAACACAAGAUAGUGGUGUAUUUUUUUUUCCAGUUGCUUAUAAAUAUAAUUUAUUACCUGUUUAAAAAUUCUUUCUUACACUUUGUACAUGUCAGGCUGACAAUAAAUGCAGGCAUUUACAAACAGAGGGAGGGAGAAAAAGGGAGGGGGGUAAGAGGCACACUCAGAACUAGUAAACCACACCUCCACUGUAUACAGCAAUACAAAUAAUGCAAUGGCUAGCACUUCUCCUGUAGUAAGUCAGUCUUUAGAAAAGGAAUUGCAUAGAAGAUACAACAAUAGGGAAAUCAAAACCAAAAGAGUUCUCCAGAUCUGAAUAGCAAAGAAAACAAAUCCCACAAACCCCAGCAGUGCUGUGGCAUGGGAGGAGGAGGGGAAAUGUGAUACACCUGGGUCACACAGAUGUUUCUUUUCCUACGGGCCCUCCUUUGCUUUGGAAAGGUACUGAAGAUAUCCCCAUUUUUUCCUUUUUUUUUUUUUUUUUUUUUUUUUUUUUUUUUUUUUUUUUUUUUUUUUUUUUUUUU
Molecule: messenger RNA, 10126 nt
Organism: Prinia subflava (tawny-flanked prinia)
Lineage: Eukaryota; Metazoa; Chordata; Aves; Passeriformes; Cisticolidae
Gene: BMPR1B
Product: bone morphogenetic protein receptor type 1B
Exons: 15
Coding region: 588-2093 (501 amino acids)
Biological process (GO): dorsal/ventral pattern formation; cellular response to growth factor stimulus; protein phosphorylation
Cellular component (GO): signaling receptor complex; plasma membrane
Molecular function (GO): transforming growth factor beta receptor activity, type I; SMAD binding; ATP binding
Source: RefSeq, a predicted model, not a curated record